Macroventuria anomochaeta is the source of this 2400-nucleotide messenger RNA. RefSeq lists its product as uncharacterized. Lineage: Eukaryota; Fungi; Ascomycota; Dothideomycetes; Pleosporales; Didymellaceae. The coding region runs from base 121 to 2388 and encodes 755 amino acids. The record is from RefSeq and is a predicted model, not a curated record. The transcript has 2 exons.
GCUCUGGGCUCUCUAAACAUCGACACCUUCCACCACCCUUCCUCCGACACAUCCACCUGACCCGGGACCCUUCCUUACCUUCCUCGAACCAACGCAUACUCAAAGGAUCUCUACUUCACAAUGGCGUACAUCGCGAACCCCCGAACAGUCUUGGGCGAGCUCGGCGGAAAACACCUUCAGAAUCACAAGCUUGUUCCUGACGCCACCGCUCAGCCCCGCUACAGCACUCAACGAGCCUCGGGCUCGGACAUUGCAUCUAAAAGUCUUCAGACUACCGAAGGCCACGGUGACGGGCAAGCUACCACCGAGGGGGCUUCCGAGGAAGACGAAGAAGACGAUAGUGCCACACUUCAAGACGACAACGAGACUGACGACGACAUUCCAGUCUCGUAUCGUGGCCGUGGCAAAGGAAAGGGCAAGGGCAAAGGCCCUGUCAUUCGCGUCGAGCCUGUCGACAAUGAGGAGACCGACAAAGACGAUGACGAGACUUCGUCCAACGGAAUGGGUCUCAUUCCUAGCAAGCAUCCAGUGAACCAGCUGCUCAUGCAAAACAAGAAGCGUACCUUCAGCAACCUUUCAAGCACAUCGGUCCUUUUCGGAGAUGAAAUAAUUGAUCAGGAAGUAUUCCCCAGGCGUAAGAUGGCAAGAAAGCUCAGCAACGUGGGUCCCAAGCCCCUACUAACCUACCAAGAGAGUGACACAAAUGAGCACGCCAUUGACAGCGACGAUGAAGAUUACAGCGGUGUCAAUCUGAUUCCUGAUGACGAUGAGUUUGACCCGGAGACGAUGGAGCUGCAAGAAGAGAACUUUAUUGCACAAGAGCAGGAGCAACAGGCGACCGCUCUUCUCAACCAGUUUCGUGAUGCUCGCCGACUCAGUCUCGAGAGCUCUGCCAGUGAUGACAUCUUUAGUGUCACUGCACCUCUUAACGAGUCUUACAUGGCCGGUCUGACUGACUUUGGUUUCGCUCAAUUCUUCGAACCAGAAGCUCUGCCCGCGUCCCCUGAUCCAGCUGCCAAGAGGAAGUACUCAGACAGUUCAACGAAGCGUGUCCGCUUCGACGACGAGGUUCAAGUAUCAGAGGACUCCGAGUCUGAGUCUUCAGAGCUCGACAACAGUGUCUUUCCCGAUUUGUUCCUUGAACAGGACAAGUUGCCUCCCAUCUUGACUCAGCUGUUGGAGGCCGAGAAUGACGACGAUUACGGCGACGUAGGCUCUCCCAUGUCCGAUGCUUCGUUCUGGGACUUCAAUCACGACGAAGCACGCAUCACCCAGGCGGAUGACUCUGAUGAUGAAUCGUCUGCCGGCUCUAGUGGCUAUGAAACCGACGAGGGCGACACUACUGACGAAGAAGACUUCGGGUCCGACGUACCUCCGCAAAAACCUCUAGCAAAGAAGUCUGUGCUGCAACAGCCACAAUCAGCACCAGGCUCUAGGGCAGGUACACCCAAGCCUUUCGCACGAAGCAACCCACCCACAGGUCGUCAAAUCCCUCCAAUGCGAGGAGUCUUUGUCCACAAGGAGUCGAACGCCGCGAUUGCUAUCACAAACAGAGCUACCAAGACAGUGACUUUCUACCGUCCCCGCGUCCAAGCCAUUCCAUGGAUCCCUAUACAUGGCACCCACAGCAGUACAAGCAGCACCGCCAAUAACAGCCCCCGAGCUUCACUUGCCCAGUUCGCCAAUGUCUCGGACAGUGAGGCUGAAGCUAUGAAUAACGCGCUCAGCACAGAUAUUAUGCUCACAGGUAUCUUUGGAUCUGCCCCCGGCAACGACUACUUCUUCAGCAACGACAAUGUUGGUCCUCCAGAGGCUUUCUAUCCCUUUGUCAGCUUCGGGUCAAACGGAAGCAUCGACGCUUUCGACGAGGACGAUUUUGAGUCUGAGGAUUACGAGGAUGAUCUCAACAUCGGCGACUUCAUGGACUUCGGUGAUGAGUCUGACAACAGCGACAUGGAAGACGACGGCGAGGAGACCGAUGCACCAACGACGCCGGGUGCCUCUCAGACCAACGGCGGUCGAUCCGUCGAGGCAACCCCAGUCAAGGAGACUACUGGCAACCGCAAGAGGACCACAUCGGAUGUCAUGCUCGAGCACUUCGACCGUGGAGUAGUCACUGCAUUCCGCAACAACCAGAACCGCUACCGCGAUGUCGCUUCGCUGCCUUCCGACCCGACAGCUCGCAAUGCUGUCUCACGUCCUGUUAGAUCUGGCAAGUCUGCUGACGCCCUCAUCACUCCCCUUCGCAAGCGUUCCAAGUCGAACAGGAUGGCGAAGUCUCCCAUGGCGCCCAUCCCGCAGAGCUCGCCGCUCGCUAGCGUCAGCAAGGCGCAAGGCUCGAUGGCUGCACCCCGCCGCCCACCUCCAAGGAUGGGCACCUUUUCUUAGGUGUUUACACAC